This is a messenger RNA of Hippocampus zosterae (dwarf seahorse), 3352 nucleotides long. RefSeq names its product family with sequence similarity 193 member B (gene fam193b). The record is from RefSeq and is a predicted model, not a curated record. The transcript is spliced from 10 exons. Gene Ontology annotation, cellular component: cytoplasm; nucleus. Bases 156 to 3020 code for a protein of 954 amino acids. Lineage: Eukaryota; Metazoa; Chordata; Actinopteri; Syngnathiformes; Syngnathidae.
CCGAGUGUGCCAGACCAGUCCUCCGCCAUAUUGACUGUUGUCUUGACUGGAGGAGAGAGAGAACAUUUUGUGGUCCGACAAUAAACCUAAGUGUGCUCUUGGAAUUCACGAAACUGGUACAAACUUGGACAAAGCGCUUUUCGGACCCCAUCGCGAUGGCAAGGAAGAAAAGCAAACAGCAAGGCGUCGCUCAGAAGGAGCUUGUACCCGGGCAGCAGACCGCACCAAAGAAUGCAGUCUCUCCUGGCGAUGCAACUGGCGGCGGCGGAGAUGCUGGAGUGGAGAGGCUGACCAUCAGGGCGAACCAGCUGAUGCAUACCUGCUGCCUCCUGUGCCACCGGGAAUUCAAGGACUUGGAGGCAAACGUUGUGAACGGCCUCCCCGGGGCACAUGGCACCAAACUGGCUGACGCCGUGCCCGCACUCUCCCAGGCCUUAUUGCGGGAGGCGCCAGGGCGUAAGCUGGCUGAUUCGGUGCCUUCACUGUCCCAGUCCCUGCUGGGAGAGGUGCCUCUGUGGAUAUGUCAGGGCUGCUACAAGAGCGUGGAGGAGGAGGAGAGACGGAGUGCGCUGGAGCAGCCAACUGGGGUACCAUUGUCACACUCUUCCUCUUGUAAGUUCCAGGGCUGUGGGAAUGGUUACCCAGAGCAAAGUACUGUGGAUUGGGACCCGAGUUCCUUCCUGUCAGCCCACAAACUCUCUGGGCUGUGGAACUCAGCCCACUCCAACGGAGGGGAGCACUGCAGCCACAACGCCUCCUUACACCUACAGCAAGGUAUAACAACGGGAUCGACCUGUCAUGAGAAAAGAGGACUCCACGAAGCACCUGGAAAAUCUGCUAAAACAUCGGUAGCCAAAGUGUGCCCCUACAGUCACCCGCUGACCCAGAAUUCCAGUGGCUCCACCGCUGGGACUCCCCUCUCUACCUCAGCUGACCUGUGCAAGACCACCCCCAAGCAUUUCAAGAACGUGUGCCGUCGACCAACACCGCCAGGUGAAGCCUUCCACACCAGCGACCAUCAUCAACACACAGACUUGUCAGUACCCCCCAACAGUCCCACGGGCCUGUCUUCCCAGCAUUCCUCCCUCCUGCCCCCAAAGCCGAAUUCGGGACAACACAACCACAUAACCUCUUCAUCUGCCACCAGUGUCGCAGGCCACACACCUUUCUCCCCUCUGGUCCCAAACCUUCAUGGGUCCACAACUAAAAGGGCUUCUCCUAGUCCGGAUAGCCCGACAUUAGUUCACAAGCCCAGUCCGUGCAAAAAAUCCCACAUUCCUGCUGUGAACACACAACACGGAAAAUCGGGCACGUCACUGGCAGGCUGUAACCACCCAUGUAAUGGACACAGUACGGGAACGGUGGCUUCUACAAAUGUGGGAAGCUUGUCAACUGGGGCCUGCAGGGACCAGGCAUGUAAGGGGCACAAAAUGACAAACGGGACGAUGUGUGAGCCGUCACUAGAGUUAGAGGAAGUCGAGGAUGAAGACAGCAGCUCUGAAAGGAGUUCCUGCGCCUCCUCUUCCACUAACCAGAAGGAUGGGAAGUACUGCGACUGCUGUUACUGCGAAUUCUUUGGACACAAUGCGCCUCCAGCUGCUCCCACCAGUCGAAAUUACGCUGAGAUCCGAGAGAAGCUCCGGUCGCGACUCACCCGACGCAAGGAGGAGCUGCCACAGCGCCAGGACUCUGAACUGACAGUGUCUGGUGCCAUAGACAACAGGGAUGUGGAUGAAUUGCUGGACUUCAUUAACAGUUCUGAGCCCAAACCUGUAAACAGUGCCAAAGCGGCCAAAAGGGCUCGGCACAAACAAAAGAAGAAGGAAAAAGCGUUGCAGGGCAACGUGGGCGCUGCAGGCAUUGAACCCGUUUCUAAUCCAUCAGAGUGUAUGGACGAGCCCAUGCCUGACACCGCCGAGACGUCACGCUUAUUGGAUUGGCCCCAGCUGGAACUCGAGCGGGUCAACAGUUUUCUCACCAGUCGGCUGGAAGAGAUCAAAAACACCAUCAAAGACUCAAUUCGAGCGUCGUUUAGCAUGUAUGAUCUUAAUCUGGACGUCAAUGACUUCCCGAAAAAGGCGGCCACUCUGGAGGGCAACCAUUUAUUGUCCCAUCUGAACGGCUCCUCUGACAUGCAGCAGAUAGACCUCGACCUAGCCCCUCUUUCACUGGGAACCUUUAAGAACCAUCUGGACCUGGUCAACGGAUGGGAGGACACAAAUAAGUCCUCGAAUACUGCCUCCACAGCCACUGGGAUCACGGCCGGGUCCAAGGAUAUCCAGCGCUUGAACACUACGCCAAGUCUCUCCAAGCUCAUUCGAGUCCGCUCCCCGGAAAAAAGCACUUCUGACAAUUUGCCACAGGUACCGUCCGAAGUUACAGUGAAAACAAAAGAGGACAUCUCAGAUCCAAAGAACAGCACAGUUGGGAAUGGCGGUACAAAGUCAAAGAAGAGUAAAAAGCAGCAGCAACAGCAAAAACAGGAGCAGUCGUGUUUCGAGCACAAUCCCAAGGUCACGGAUUCAAGAGUGGCCGAAAUCAUUUGUAAUGGCUCCAAAGCUACGCUCAAACAGCUUCAGCAAGGAGCAGACGGCCAGAAAAACGGCAUGAAGAAAGCCGAAGACAGCAGAUCAUCCAGAAAUGCAGCGGCCAACGGAGCAAACGUUGCCCCCCCGAAUGCACACAAGGUUAAAGGUGACAGCGACGUACGGGCGGGGCGAGAGCGUGAACAGGAUACUGAAAGCAAGACUCUUCAUGCCCUUCCGGCAAAUGGGCAGCAUCAGGCACAAUCCAAGGGGAAAAAUAAGAAGAACAAGAGCAAGGGCGAAAAAUCUGCGAGUGCUAUUGAUGAUGUCUUUCUUCCGAAAGAUGUGGAUCCUACGUCAAUGGAUGAAAUCGAUCGGGAAGUAGAAUACUUUAAAAGGUUCUGUCUUGACUCGGCAAAACAAACCCGCCAGAAGGUAGCGGUGAACUGGUCCAACUUCAGCCUCAAAAAAGUUCCCUCCAAUGCAGCUCAAUAACUGAUGAGAGCCAGGAGAUAAAACGUCACACUACAAACUCUUUCCAUAGAGCUGUGUUUGGCCUGAGGCCUUCUCUCAUUCCCUCUUUUCUUCUUGAUGAGUAGAAGGACCUUAUUCACAGCUCGUUCACAGGACUGACGUUCAACCGCUGGCUAGUCAGCCAGGGAUCAAUACAAGGCCAGCUCGACCCUUUGUUGCUGUUACGGCAGUGUUCACCAAGUGACAAGUCCAAAAUGGGAAAACUAGUGUAUUUGUCCACUGCAUUCAUGUGCUGACGUAUGUAGUAUGUAAACAUUUACCUUACACGAAAUAAAUGUUUUUAUCAGAAAUCU